This is a messenger RNA of Staurois parvus, 567 nucleotides long. The record is from the annotation of a GenBank genome assembly. NCBI's taxonomy places the organism in Eukaryota, Metazoa, Chordata, Amphibia, Anura, Ranidae.
AAUCGGCAUUCCUCAGAGGGGACAUGUACACUGAUCAUCAGGGCACUGAUGAUCGCCCCAGCAGUGCCAGCUGUCAGUGUCCAUCAGUGCCACAUCAAUGCCACAUAUCAGUGCCCAUCUGAGCUGCCUUUCAGUGUCACCCAUCAGUGCCAGUCAGUGCCACCUAUCAAUGCCAAUCAGUGCCACCUAUCAGUGCUGCCUAUCAGUGCUGCCUGUCAGUGCCAUGUAUCAGUGCUGCCUUUCAGUGCCCAUCAGUGACGCCUGUCAAUGCCCAUCAGUAUCACCUAUCAGUGCUGCCAAUCAGUGCCACCUAUCAGUGCGCAUACAUGCUGCCUAUCAGUGCCAGUCAGUGCCACCUAACAGUGCCAGUCAGUGCCGCCUAUCAGUGCCAUAUAUCAAUGCCAUGUAUCAGUGCUGCCUUUCAGUGCCCAUCAGUGAUGCCUGUCAAUGCCCAUCAGUGCCACCUACCAGUGCCUCCUCAUCAGUGCCACCUAUUUCAUAUGGGUACAGUGUUGCAUGACCGCGCAAUUGUCAUUCAAAGUGUGACAGCGCUGAAAGCUGAAAAUU